This is a messenger RNA of Hydra vulgaris (swiftwater hydra), 1871 nucleotides long. RefSeq names its product microprocessor complex subunit DGCR8. Gene Ontology annotation, cellular component: microprocessor complex. Gene Ontology annotation, biological process: primary miRNA processing. The record is from RefSeq and is a predicted model, not a curated record. NCBI's taxonomy places the organism in Eukaryota, Metazoa, Cnidaria, Hydrozoa, Anthoathecata, Hydridae. Gene Ontology annotation, molecular function: identical protein binding; heme binding; double-stranded RNA binding.
UUUCGUUCUCUUGUUACAAGUAACAACAAAUAUUUACGAAAAUAAGUAAAAAAAAAGGCCAAGGUCAAAUGUCUAACGGUGGCGGAUCAGCGACUUCGAAUCCAGCAUCUGACAAUGCGCUGGAUGAAAAGUAUUUAACAAUUAAACUACAAAAAGAUGUGCCAAAAAAAAAUCUCCCAAGUGGUUGGAUAGGCAUAUGGCAUCAAAGUGGUGGUAUUAUAUAUCUACACAAACCAACAAAAGUUAUAACAUGGUCGAGGCCGUACCAACUCUCUAAAAGCACUAGCGCAAGGAAACAUGAUGUUCCUUUGACUGCCAUUCCAUGUCUACAUCAAAAAGCAGGAUUAUAUUCAAAAACUUUUACUGAAUCGAAGGAAGAAAGUCAAAGCAGUGAAAGUUCUGAACAUAACUCAACUAUAGAAGCUGAUAAAAAGCUGUUAACGCAUUGUAAAUUUGAACAGGUAGCAAAUGAGGAAGUUAAUCAUUUAGGACAUAAAAGAAAAUUGGAGACAGACGAAAGUUGUAAAGAGAAAGCAGCUAAGCUUCAAUGUUUUGAAGAUGAAAUAGAUUUAUUACUAAAUAGUAAACCCAAUAAACUUUUUCCAUCAAAUAAUUUUGAAACUCAGUUGCCAUCAUUCAGUUUAAAAAACAAUAAUAUUGCCAAUAAUUCAACUACUGAUACAGAAAGUAAAUUAGAUUCUAACAAGUUUUGUAAAGCUCAAAAAUUGAACACCAUCAACACAAGAAUUGCUCAGUCAAAUUGUUUGGAAAAUAGUUUUACAUCUUUAGACUGUGCUUUAAAUUCAAACUUAAAAGUUAAUAAUUUUAGUUUGGUUAAUUUGCACAAUUAUACAGAAUCUUCACUAGCAUUACCAAAAAGCGAUCCCUGCUCAAUUAUUUUAGAAAAGGCCUCUAACAAUAAAUUUGUUGAUUCACAGAUGUUACAUGAUUAUCUUAGCGGAAUAUUUUCUUUUGAAGAAUCAGAUAAAGACUAUAUUUUUGGUUUGCCUAUCUAUACUGAUGCUGAUUUUGAUGAGCAAGCUGCUUUAACUACAGAUAAUCAAAGGAAGAAAAAGCAAGCUGUUCCUGUUAUAAAAAAUCCGCUCCAAAAGUUGUACGAGUAUUGUCAGUUGCAUUUUAAAAAAACAAUUGCAUUUAAUAAGUUAGACGAAUGUUUUUCAGGGUUAUUUUACGUAGAAGUUCUUGUUGGAUUUUUGCGGUACGGAGUUGGACAGGGUGAUAAUAAAAAAAAUGCAAAAUAUGCAGCUGCUCAAGCUACAUUGGAGAUUAUGGACCCAAAAUCUUAUCCUAUAGAAGCCCAAGAAAAGUAUUUUGAGAUAUUUGAUAAACUAAGUGUUGAGGAUCCAACCAUUUUUGAGAAAACCAAAAGUCUGAUGUCUUCUUAUUCUUUAAUCUAUCCUUAUGAAAUGAUGGUGAGCAUUUUGACGAGGCAAUAUGGAUUAUUAGAUUUCAAUGAAUCGGAAAUCGACACGCGUUUUGCCUCAGACAUUGAUGGUGGAUUCAGUUGUACUUUAACUGUAAAGAGUUAUAAAGUCACUGCAGCACAUCAAGAUCGUAAAAUUGCAAAAAAUUUGGCUGCUCAGUAUAUUUUAAAGAAGCUUCAUCCUGAACUUAUUUGUUGGGGAUCUAUUAUGCGUUUGCAUAAAAGUGUUCAACUUGCUUUAUUACAGACAACUCUUAAAGAUGAGAAAGAAAAGACCUUGAAAAAUGAAUCACAAAGUGAACGCAUCAUAAAUAUUUUACAUGAAGAAAUGCGGAAAAUAGGAAAAUGAGUUUCAAAUAGUUACUUAGUACCCAGUUUUUUGUGAAUUAUGAAUUUGUUAUUUGUUAAAGAAUUACUUUAAGAUAUA